AUGAGCACGCCAUUCAUCGCGGCGCAUCCUCCUGCUACCCUAUCGCGGACUUUUGACGGCGAGAAAAAUGUAUUGGCCCUCGUCCUCUCGAAAACAGUGUACACAGCGAUGCGUAAUUCUGUCAUUGAGGGCCGCCGGUACCGAAAGACGAAGAGAGAAAUCGAUGCAGAUCUGGAUAAGAUCAAUGAGGACGCGCAACCAGCGUGGAAGGAGUAUACCGCUGCCAUUAGUGACCUCAAGGUGGCGAAAUGGAACUCGCGUUUCAGAUCACCGUCUCGAAUGCAUGCAGAACGACGUAGUCUAAAAGAGGCAAAAGGAAGGGUUAGACGCGCGCAGUCAGCGUAUCGGAGUUUUAAGACGCGUGAACGACAGCUAAAGGGCAAGCUGCAGAAUGCAGAGAAGAGAUGGUUCGCUAUCCUGACAGAUAUGGACUAUUACCAAGCCAUGUUUCUGGAGCAUGCUGGGUCGUUACCGCAAGACAAGGACAAAGGCUGGCCGUUGAAAGCCUACGAGUAUCAUCACAGGAUUCCGUCUCGACGCUAUGGGGACGGUGACGUCUAUGACGGCGAGGAUACCAAUACUGAUAGCUCUAUCCUGGAAACCACGACACGCAUGGGCGACAACGAAGCGCCGGCGCAGGCUCAACGAGCGUACAACGAAAAAUUAACUGACGUUAAAGACGAAUAG
Alternaria rosae is the source of this 687-nucleotide messenger RNA. RefSeq lists its product as uncharacterized. Bases 1 to 687 code for a protein of 228 amino acids. Lineage: Eukaryota; Fungi; Ascomycota; Dothideomycetes; Pleosporales; Pleosporaceae. The transcript has a single exon. The record is from RefSeq and is a predicted model, not a curated record.